GGAGGACGGUGACACCUCGCUGGCAGUGUCUGGAGGACGGUGACACCUUGCUGGCAGUGUCUGGAGGACGGUGACACCUCGCUGGCAGUGUCUGGAGGACGGUGACACCUCGCUGGCAGUGUCUGGAGGACGGUGACACCUUGCUGGCAGUGUCUGGAGGACGGUGACACCUUGCUGGCAGUGUCUGGAGGACGGUGACACCUUGCUGGCAGUGUCUGGAGGACGGUGACACCUUGCUGGCAGUGUCUGGAGGACGGUGACACCUUGCUGGCAGUGUCUGGAGGACGGUGACACCUUGCUGGCAGUGUCUGGAGGACGGUGACACCUUGCUGGCAGUGUCUGGAGGACGGUGACACCUUGCUGGCAGUGUCGGGAGGACGGUGACACCUUGCUGGCAGUGUCGGGAGGACGGUGACACCUUGCUGGCAGUGUCGGGUGGACGGUGAAACCUUGCUGCUGCUGCUGGCAAGUGUCGGGUGGAUGGUGAAACCUUGCUGCUGGCAAUGUUGGGUGGACAGUGACACCUUGCUGCUGGUAGGUGUCGGGUGGACAGUGACACCUUGCUGCUGGUAGGUGUCGGGUGGACAGUGACACCUUGCUGCUGGUAGGUGUCGGGUGGACAGUGACACCUUGCUGCUGGUAGGUGUCGGGUGGACAGUGACACCUUGCUGCUGGUAGGUGUCGGGUGGACAGAGAAAUUUUGCUGCUGCUGUCAGUGUCUGCAGGCAGAGACAGUGUCACUUACCUGCAGCAAUGUUCAUCACCGACCUUCGCAAGCAGUUCUACAACCUCAUUACUGGCAAGCGUAUCCUGCUCUUGGUUCACUUUGACGUCGAUGGUAUCUGCGCAAGUAAAAUUCUACAGUCGCUGUUCCGCACAGAUCACAUAUUGUACACAGUUGUCCCAAUACAAACUCGGACAGAUCUCAUUAAUGCCUUUCAGCAGCAUGCAGAACAGGUGAAACACAUAGUUCUAAUCAACUGUGGUGGUUGUAUUGAUCUAGUUGACCUACUGCAGCCUUCAGAUGAUCUCGUAUUCUUUGUGGCUGAUAACCACAGGCCUCUCGAUAUUUGCAAUAUUUAUAAUGCAGAACAGAUUCGGAUCAUGACCAAGCUUGGUGAUGAAGAGGAAGUCCCAGCUUUUGAUGAUGUGUUUCGGGAGGAUGAAAGUGAAGAAGAAAGUGAUGAAGAAGGAGGGAAGCGACCACGCUUUGAUGAAGAGGCUCUUGAAAAACGAAGGGAAAGACGACACUGGGAGCAGCAGCGUCACAAAAUUAUUUUUGAUUACACACAAUUUUCAUAUUAUGGAAGCUCAACUGCAACUUUGAUGUUUGACUUGGCAUGGAAGCUGUCUAAAGACUCUAAUGAAUUAUUAUGGUGGGCAAUUGUUGGUGAAACAGAACAAUUGAUCUCAGAGCAAACAGAGCCUGACAAAUACUUGUUGGUAACAGCCACUUUGCAGAACCAUGUAUCUCGUCUUAACCACAAAGCACAAGAUGAACAACCGCUGGAUUGCCUCAGGAUCACCUUCGAAAAAGAGUAUCCUUUUUCAACAGUUUUUACUUUCUAUCUAAUGUUUAGGAAAAGUUUGACAUUUGGUUUGUUGAAAGGUACCCCAGAUGCUAGAUUUUUUGCAGCUCCACAUUGUCUAUCCCUCCUGGCUCGCUUCACUUUGAAGGCACAUGUUGCAGUUUCACGAAGUAAAAAAUCACGUUCACUACCCCUCAUCAUCACCACUCCAGAUGUUAGAUCAUCUGAGUCAAACAUAUGUCUUGUUUGUGGUAUCCCUCCAACUUCAGAAGAAUCUCCAAGAAAUUUCUUUGGGAAAGCUUUUGAACAAGCAGCUGACAAGACAGGUUCAAAGGCAGAAUUAGAAUUCUUUGAUACAAAUAUUAUCCGGCUGAGUGUGGAUGACCGCAGCAAGUUCUUCGAUGCCCUUAUAUCGCUGCUCAGCUAGAUGUCACGAUCUACUACUAUUAUACCACCAGUAUUCCUAUAUAAGAAUAAUUUUUAUGACUAAAGAUUUAUUUGAUGUGAUGGUGAUGUAAAUGGGUACUAAUAAAAUUAGUGUAUAUAUAUGAUUUAAGUGGAUGAAUUAUGGCAAAAUUAUUUAUUUGUACAAUCCAUUUGUAAACGUUGUCAUAGAAAUGUUGAGAGGAUCACCUGAAGAAUAUACACCAGGAAAAACUCGCAUAUCACCAACCAAACUUAAAUACAGCAAAUUUAUUUUGUAUAUAAAAAUUAGCAAGGUAAAAUUUGUAUAAAAGAAUUUUUCCCCGUGAGUUAAGUAUUCAAGUGAUCCUGAUGAGGCUACUAUGAUGUUGUACUGUACAUGUAUAUUGACUAUAAAAAAAUAAGAGUACUAAGAAUUUGUUAAUAAAAACUAAAUAUUAUUCCACUAUACAUAAUAAAAAUAAAAUGCCAAGUAUUUUUCUUCUUCUUUCUUUCAACACACCGGCCAUAUCCCACUGAGGUGGGGUGGCUCAAAAGGAAUAACGAAAGUUUCUCCGUUUUAAAUUUAAUAUAUACAGGAGAAGGAGUUACUAGCCCCUUGCUCCCGGCAUUUUAGUUGCCUCUUAUGACACACACAGCUUACGGAGGAAGAAUUCUGUUCCACUUCCCCAUGGAGGUAAGAGGAAAUAAACAGGAACAAGAACUAGUAAGAAAAAUAAAAGAAAACCCAGAGGGGUGUGUAUAUACAUAUGUACAGUGGACCCCCGCAUACCGUUGGCAUCACAUAACGAUUAAUCCGCAUACCGCUUGCUUAAAUCGCAAAAAUUUUGCCUCGCAUACCGCUCAAAAACCCGCUCACCGCUGUUCGUCCGAGACGCGUCCAAUGUGCGCCCUCAGCCAGCCUCUCAUGUGCCGCCCGUGCCAUUGUUUACCAGCCAGCCUCCGUGGUAACAUCCAAGCAUACAAUCGUAACAUUUCGUAUUAUUACAGUGUUUUUGGUGAUUUUAUCUGGAAAAUAAGUGACCAUGGGCCCCAAGAAAGCUUCUAGUGCCAACCCUACAGCAAUAAGGGUGAGAAUUACAAUAGAGAUGAAGAAAAAGAUCAUUGAUCAGUAUGAAAGUGGAGUGCAUGUCUCCGAGCUGGCCAGGUUGUAUAAUAAACCCCAAUCAACCAUCGCUACUAUUGGUGGUACAGCUGCUGCUGCUGCUGCACUGUCAGCUGCUGCUGCUGCUGUAGCAUCGUCUGCUGCUGCUGUAGCAUCGUCUGCUGCUGCUGUAGCACCGUCAGCUGCUGCUGCUGCUGUAGCAUCGUCUGCUGCUGCUGUAGCACUGUUGUUGGUGUGGCUUAUUGAGAAUAUACCAAGAAAUAAUUAACCCCAGAGGAUUUGCCACCCAGGAUAACCCAAAAAAGUCAGUGUCAUCGAAGACUGUCUAACUUAUUUCCAUUGGGGUCCUUAAUCUUGUCUCCCAGGAUGCAACCCACACCAGUCGACUAACACCCAGGUGAACAGGAAAAAAUGCCUGGAACUAGUGCUCAUAUUGGUGAAUUUAAAGCCAGCAAAGGUUGGUUUGAGAUAUUUAAGAAUCGUAGUGACAUACACAGUGUGAUAAGGCAUGUUCUGGAAGAAAAUACCAAACAGGACCUACAGUACUCAGGAGGAAAAGGCACUCCCAGGACACAGUGUCUCAUGUCAUUGCUGCAUCUUCAAUAAAGGUAAGUGUCAUUUAUUCUUCAUUUAGUAGACUAGUACAUGCACAAUAUAUACUGUGCAUGUACUACUCUACUAUUGUGCAUGUAUCCUUCUCUUUGUGUGUAGGAAAAUGUAUAUUUCAUGUGGUAAAAAAAUUUUUUUCAUACUUUUGGGUGUCUUGCACGGAUUAAUUUGAUUUCCAUUAUUUCUUAUGGGGAAAAUUCAUUCGCAUACCGAUUAUUUCGCAUACCAAUGAGCCCUCUUGCACGGAUUAAAAUCGGUAUGCGGGGGUCCACUGUACAAGCAUAUACAUGUGUAGUGUGACCAAAGUGUAAGUAUAAGUAGCAAGACGUACCUGAAACCUUGCAUGUUUGAGAGAAAAAAUUGGACACCAGCAAUCCUAUCAUCAUGUAAAACAAUUACAGGCUUUAGUUUCACUUGGCAGGAUGGUAGUACCUCCCUGGGUGGUUACUGUCUACCAACCUACUACCUAAAAGUAUUUUUUUAUCAAUGCCAAAUAUUUAAUACUAAAUUUUGAUAAUUUUUUUAACACGUCGGCUAUCUCUUCACUCCUAUAUUGUCUUGCCAGAGGUGCACUUACACUAGUUAUAGAACUGCAACACUAACACCCCUCCUUCAUAGGGGUGUUAAUAUUGCAAUUUUAUAACUUUCAGAUGAGGAAAUAUUUAGUUCCAGUAUUAUAUUUUUGAAGUGCCAACCCUGUACAAGUUAUUGAGAGCAGAAAUUAGUGCUUUAUUAAUUUUUGAGGGGAGUGCCUUUAUGCUGGUGAAACUCUUGAUCCAAGGAAUGAGUUACCCUCAAAUAAAACCUGGUUACUUCUCAUUUCCCAGGCACUAAUAUUCCUGUGGGCUUAGUGCUUCCAAUGAUUAGUAUUGUAUUAUGACCUAUACAGGUUUAGCACUUUAUGAUGACAGUACUGGAUUAAUGUUUAUGGGAAGUGCUAAAUCCAUAAUAGAUUAUUACAUACAUCUAUGAACUGUGAUUGGCACCUUUUAAUAUACUACCAAUUACAUGCACAGUAUGUUAAACCCUUAAGUCAUACUGCAUUUCAGGAUUAUUAAUUCAAGGUCAUUCCAAGGAAACUAAAUUUUUUUUAAAAUCUACAAAAGACACUUAUCAAUGUAUUAGUACAGUAAUAUUUCCCUUCUGGAACCUUGAAAUUUAUUUUAAUUGGGGAAGCACUAAACCUGUAUGAGUCAUGAUUUCAGAGGAAUGGGAGACAGUUGGGUAUGAUAAAAGUGCACAGGUCCAUUACUUUCGAUCAAGAGUGCCUCACCAGCAUCAAGGCACCUGUCCUGAUGGAUGGUGCCCAGUAGGCUCACAAAGGAAUGUUAAACAACAACAGAAUCAUGAUGUCUUUAAUACAAAGUUUAAAGUUACAUUUAAAUGUAUACAGUACAUCUAACUUGUUAUACCAGAGAAAAUAUUGAAGCAGCUGUAAUCCUAGGUUUCAAAAUGAAAAGCAAAGGGUAUGUAAUAUGUCUUCACCUAUUGUGAAACUAAAUGAGCCCCUACUUUCUCCAAAUGAAACAUUAAAAUAAAUGCCUACCCUAGUUGACUAUUUCUAUUUACCAGCACUAUGACCCUUGUGGGUUUAUUGCUUGGGUUUUAUAAUACGUAAUACCUCUAUUUACAGUAUUUCAUCUUAAUAUUUUCAAUGACAAUCCUUGUUAUACAUUAGAAAAAAAAAUUUUUUUUUUCCCUCGAGCACAAAAGGUAUUAUCUAUGCACUAAUUUUAAUGUGCAAAAGUAACCUAUAUACAGUAGCUGAGCUUCAUCUGUAACCAUUUAAUAAUUUUAAAUAAAACUAAACAUACUACUUAAUAAUUAUUACAUAUAUAUAUACGCAUUUUUUUCCAACUCGUCAGCGGUUUCCUACUGAGGCAGGAUUUUUUUUUUUUUUUUUUUUUUUUUACUA
This is a messenger RNA of Cherax quadricarinatus, 5581 nucleotides long. The record is from RefSeq and is a predicted model, not a curated record. Lineage: Eukaryota; Metazoa; Arthropoda; Malacostraca; Decapoda; Parastacidae.